AUGACCAACAACCAGAUCCCAAAGAGCAAGAGGAAGCUCAGACAACCCACAGACAGCAACACCACCGAUGUCAUCCUGACAAGAAAGUACUAUGCAGAAAGCCACCCACAGCUACUACCCACCACACAACACGAUCCCCCAGUACCCGUAGAAAACCUCUAUGACAAGAACGACUUUGAAGAAUUUGUGGCAAAUGGCAACCUGAUACCACCUCCCACGCCACAGAUACUCCCAGCCACACCUACUCCAUCCCCUAUCCCACCACCACGCACCAUGUCUAACGUUACAGCCUCCAAACCCACAAUGAUCAGGAAAAUUGAUGACUUAGAUGGAACCCCAGAUAAAGCCCAAAGGUGGAUAUCGUCCACCAAUCUACACUUUGAUAUCAAUGACACCAUCUACAACUCCAACAAGAACAAGGUAUAUGUGGCCCUCAGCUACAUGAAAGAUGGAAAUGCCGCAUCAUGGAGCAAAGCCAAGAUGACCAAAUACAAAGAAAAGAACGCCUACCCCACAUGGGCAGACUUCAUGAAAACCUUCACAGCCAGUUUCAGAACGGCAAACAUCAAAGGAAUGGCCUCGGCUGCCUUGAUGAAAAUGAAGAUGGAACAAGGGGAAAGUGCAGUAGCAUUCAACUCAAGGUUCAUGCUAGAUGCUGGGAAGAGCAGCAUCAACAACAAAGCCAUGAUCAUGGUUUAUCAAAAAGCUAUCCGAUCACCCCUCCUUCGUGGGGCACUCACCAGAAAGGAACUACUCACCAUCAAAGAUUGGAUGAGCACAGUGGCAAACCUAGACGCCAACUGGAUCAGUGCCAACGCUAUCUCGGAAGGAACAUGGGGCGCCAGAAACAAAGAAAGGCAGAAUGACAGAAACCGCAAAAGUGGACUGUCCACCAGCGCCAGAAGAUUGACUAAAGACGAAGAAGAAUCAAGAAGGAAAGAGGGAAGGUGCUUCAUGUAA
Messenger RNA from Serpula lacrymans var. lacrymans S7.9, 960 nucleotides. RefSeq lists its product as uncharacterized. Lineage: Eukaryota; Fungi; Basidiomycota; Agaricomycetes; Boletales; Serpulaceae. The record is from RefSeq and is a predicted model, not a curated record. The transcript has 3 exons. Bases 1 to 960 code for a protein of 319 amino acids.